Penicillium brevicompactum is the source of this 186-nucleotide messenger RNA. RefSeq lists its product as uncharacterized. Bases 1 to 186 code for a protein of 61 amino acids. The transcript has a single exon. NCBI's taxonomy places the organism in Eukaryota, Fungi, Ascomycota, Eurotiomycetes, Eurotiales, Aspergillaceae. The record is from RefSeq and is a predicted model, not a curated record.
AUGCCCAGGGAGCUUGGUCGUGACAAGCUAUCUCAGAUGCAGAAAGAGGAGGUGCAGCCAAGACCAGAGAUGUCUUGGAACACUGCAUCUGAGGACUCAUUUGGCGGCUGCAAGGCGAUCGCCAUUGUCACUUCAUCUACGUGCGAGGAAGCCGAGGCUUGCGAUUGGGUUGCCCGCGCGGACUAG